Messenger RNA from Vanessa atalanta (red admiral), 7142 nucleotides. It is a transcript of the gene SPoCk, whose product is annotated as calcium-transporting ATPase type 2C member 1. Gene Ontology annotation, biological process: intracellular calcium ion homeostasis; calcium ion transmembrane transport; manganese ion transport. NCBI's taxonomy places the organism in Eukaryota, Metazoa, Arthropoda, Insecta, Lepidoptera, Nymphalidae. Bases 82 to 2961 code for a protein of 959 amino acids. Gene Ontology annotation, molecular function: ATP hydrolysis activity; ATP binding; P-type calcium transporter activity. Gene Ontology annotation, cellular component: Golgi membrane; plasma membrane; endoplasmic reticulum. The transcript has 19 exons. The record is from RefSeq and is a predicted model, not a curated record.
GCGAUCGUACGAGCUUUGUGUUGUCUUUUUAAGUGAGACAAUGUCUUUCGACGCUUAAAGCUCCUAGGCAUUUUGUGAAAGAUGAAAAGCAGUCCCACGCGUAAAUAUGAGAAUUUCUCUGACCACCAGACUAAAGAAACUGACAAGUAUUCACUAGACAGUCAGGAUACCGCCAGCCUGCAUUCGAAUACGGAAGAAGCCGGGCGGCGCGGCGCGGGGGACGUGAGCGCGGGCGCCGGCGAUAUGUGGAUCAGUGCCGUCGAAAGUUCUAUCCUAAGUUGGGAGGCGGUGGCUGAGCGUUUGCAAGUGGAUGUACGACGUGGCUUAUCAUGGCGGGAAGCGAACGAUCGUAUGAAUUUCGUCGGGCCCAACGAGUUCCAAGUGAAGGAACAGGAGCCGCUGUGGAAGAAGUACAUCGAGCAAUUUCAAAAUCCACUUAUUCUGCUAUUGCUUGGUUCCGCAGUCGUGAGUAUCUGUAUGCGACAGUUCGACGACGCGAUCUCAAUAACCGUGGCCAUCAUGAUUGUGGUGACAGUCGCCUUUGUGCAAGAAUAUCGUUCGGAGAAAUCGCUCGAAGAGCUGAAUAAACUGGUACCACCAUCAUGCAACUGUCUUCGAGAAGGCAGCGUUGAACAUUUCCUCGCUCGAAACCUCGUGCCUGGCGACAUAAUACACCUGAAUGUAGGCGAUAGGGUGCCCGCCGAUUUGAGACUUUACGAAUCUACAGAUCUCGCGAUAGAUGAGUCCUCCUUCACGGGGGAAACAGAACCGGCUAUUAAGAGCGUGUUGCCCAACAAAGCGACCGCGGGCAGAGUCAAUAAGGACAAUGUCGCGUUUAUGGGUACUCUAGUCAGGUGUGGAAAUGCAAAGGGUAUAGUGGUGAGCACCGGUGAGCGUUCAGAAUUCGGUGACAUGUUCCGAAUGAUGCAAGCUGAAGAGUCGCCCAAGACCCCUCUACAGCGAUCCAUGGAUACACUCGGGACUCAACUCUCUAUGUACUCGUUCUGCAUAAUCGGUUUCAUAAUGGUAGCUGGCUGGCUGCAAGGGAAGGCGAUCCAGGAGAUGUUCACCAUCGGCGUGAGUUUGGCUGUCGCUGCGAUACCAGAAGGCCUACCGAUCGUUGUAACGGUGACGUUAGCGUUGGGCGUGAUGCGAAUGGCGAAGAGAAAUGCCAUAGUUAAGAAGUUACCCACUGUUGAGACGCUCGGCUGCGUCAACGUUAUAUGCAGUGAUAAAACUGGCACUUUAACAAAGAACGAAAUGACGGUGACAACACUAUCGACAUCGGGCGGACAUAUCGCGGAGGUGACGGGGGCGGGGUACAGCGCUAGAGGGGAGAUACAGCUCAGAGCUUACAAGGGCAGGGACCUCGACGUGGCUAGGAUGGGGGUCACCAGCAUGCUUGAGGUUGGAGUUUUAUGCAACAAUGCGACUAUUCGCGACGACGUCCUGUACGGCCAACCGACAGAGGGCGCUCUACUGGCUUGCGCCAUGAAGAACAACAUGCACGACUUCAGGGAACAGUACACUAGACUCAAUGAAAUACCUUUCAGUUCAGAGACUAAGAUGAUGGUAGUGAAAUGUGCGCCAAAGUACCACGACGGAAGGGUAGUUGAGGAAGUGUUCGUGAAAGGUGCCAUAGAGAAGUUGCUGCCGCUCUGUACCAACUACAUCGACAGCGCGGGAAACUGCGUUCCCAUCACCAAGGAGAAGCAGGCUGACUUCCUGAACGAGGCCUACAACAUCGGGAGGAUGGGGCUGCGCAUAAUCGCGCUGUGCCGCGGGCGCAGCCUGGACGCGCUGACGUACACGGGCGUGUGCGGCGUGUGCGACCCGCCGCGCGAGUCGGCGCGCGACGCCAUCGCCGCGCUGCGCCGCGCGCAGGUGCACGUCAAGAUGGUCACCGGCGACGCGCGCCCCACCGCGCUCGCCGUCGCUCAAAUGGUUGGACUCGACGUGUUGCACUCACAAUCUCUCUCCGGGGACCAGAUGGACAGCAUGUCUGACGACGAACUGGACGCUAUCAUUGAUUCGGUUACAGUAUUCUACAGGGUGUCGCCGAAACAUAAACUGGCAAUUGUCAAGUCGCUACAAAGACUUGGCAAUAUAGUUGGAAUGACAGGUGACGGUGUUAACGACGGCGUGGCGUUAAAGAGAGCGGAUAUAGGAAUCGCUAUGGGUCGGAACGGUACUGACGUGUGCAAGGAAGCGGCUGACAUGAUCCUCGUUGACGAUGACUUCGCCACCAUCAUAUCCGCCAUCGAGGAGGGCAAGUGUAUCUUCUACAACAUCCGCAACUUCGUCCGCUUCCAGCUGUCGACGUCCAUCGCGGCCCUGUCGCUGGUGGCGCUCGCCACGCUGCUGGGCGUGCCCAACCCGCUCAACGCCAUGCAGAUACUGUGGAUCAAUAUCAUCAUGGAUGGCCCGCCGGCGCAGUCGCUGGGCGUGGAGCCCGUGGACCGCUCGGUGCUGCGGCGCCGGCCGCGCGACACGGCGCGCCGCAUCAUCUCGCGCGCGCUGCUGCUGUCCGUGCUGCUGUCCGCCGCCGUCAUCAUCGCCGGCACGCUCUGGGUCUUCAACCGCGAGAUGUCAGACAACAAGAUAACGCCACGUGAUACGACGAUGACCUUCACCUGUUUCGUCCUGUUCGACAUGUUCAACGCGUUGUCGUGUCGCUCGCAAACCAAAUCAAUCUUCCAAAUCGGUUUCUUUUCUAACAAAAUGUUUUUGAUAGCAGUGACUCUAAGUCUAGUGGGACAGAUGUUGGUAAUCUACUUCCCACCAUUACAGAGGGUGUUUCAAACUGAGGCGCUCACUGGACACGAUCUCAUAUUCCUAGUCUGCCUUACAUCGAGCGUUUUUAUCGUAAGCGAAGUCAAGAAACUCAUCGAGCGAACGUUGAAGAAGCGAUCGUUCGGAAAGUUCUCGACGAAGCCACACGACGCCCUGGAUUUUGUAUGACACGAGUCCGAGAGGAAGACUCAGUAGGCGCCCGCGGCCGCCCGAGUCGCUGCGGCGCGCCGGGGGGCGGCGCCCGUGUGGCGCCCGCGCGGCGCUGCGGGUGCGCGCACGUGGACGCCCACGGCGCGAGUGACGAAGUGCGAGUGUGUUUCUGUGACAAAACGGGGCGCGGUGUCCCCGAAGUGAGUGCGUGCGCGUUCAGCGCCGGCUGCCGCUGCGGCGCGCCCUUCGCGAUAUCCGACGGGAAAAUCAAUAUUCCUUUUUGACAUUAACCGGUCCGUGUCGCAGUAUUUUUGUUUAGUAGCAAAUUUUUUUUUUUAUAUACUUUUGUAGCGUAGUAGACUAAGCGGAAUCUUGGAAUGUAACUUUAUUUUUAUUAGUUACGCUUACUGAUAUUGAUGUUGUUAUAUUAAAGUUAGAUUACGAUUUUGUGAAUUAUUUAUUUCGAUUGUGUUAUUUCUUUUAGAUCUAAACUAGAUCUAACAUGGCUAGUUUCGUAGAGAUUAAAAACUUUGUGUCUAAUUUCAUUCAAAGAAUGUCAAACAUCUUAUAAGAUUCAGUUGUAUUGUCAAUUUAAUAAUUAGUACAGAUCUUAACGAAUAGUGUAAUUCAAUAUUUUUUCUAUAACUUUUACAACUUUACUUUUUUUAUUUUUUGUUUAUUUAUAAAGUACAAGAAUUUUUAAUUUCUUUUAUUUUUUAUUUCCAACCAUAGACACUUUUCAAUAGUAUUUGUUUAUUGUUUUUAUGUCUGUGUAUUUUAAUUUUAUUAGUUUUAGAAAUAUGUGGGAAUCUUAGUUGUAGGUAUUAAAGGUACUCGAUCAACUCGUUUCUUUCUACAUUAAGGGUCAUUUUUAUAAAUGUAAGAUUAAAUUCUUAUUAAAAUAAAAUAGCCUAAAAGGUUGGAAUUAAACUCCAUAAUUCAAUAACAUAUAAUCAAUGAUUGGAAUAAAUGUUUUUGUACCAUGGAAGUGGUAAAGAAUGAUAGAAUUUUAAUACUGUCUAUUGAAAUAAAAUAAAAUUGAAAUAAAUUAUUCUAGAAAACAUAGUGAUUAUAAAUAAAAUAUUUUGAAUAUAAAUUUAAAUUUAGAAUUCAAAUUUUCCUAAUUCAACGGAUGAUUAAUAUAAUCUAUUCUGCUGUCUCUAAGAAUAUAUCCGUGAUUUAUAUUAACGUCUGAGGUAAGCUACAUUUCCUUACCUAUUAUAUAUAGGAUUAUAAAGUAUUUCCAAAACUUAAAUUAAUUACCAUUGAUAUUGUGUAGCGCUAAGAUCUUGAUACACAAUUACACACAUUGAAACUACACAUGGUAAUUUUAGUUUCGAAGAACGAGCAUUGGUUAUCUUGAAUAGAAUUUUCUUCGUGAAUGUCAUAUAAUAAAAAAAAUAUUAUUAGGAACUUUUUAGUAGGAAAUUAUGUUUUCUAUGAUCUAGCCUAACUAGGGAUAAAUUAUAGUGAACUUAUAAAAAAGUAAAUGAGAUUUCUUGAUACUUGAUGUUGAAAGAAUGUAAGACGGCAGUUUAGGUUUUAUACUGGCAUUGUAAGGUUGUAUCAAGUUGUGCGGGCUGUGAUAGUAAUGUCUUUUGUUUUCAAAUAGUUGUGGCGUUUUAUUUUGAUGAAACAAAACUGAUUUGAAUUUUCAUAUUAUAUUUCCGUCUCGUUAGUGAUUUUAGAGAUUACAUUAAGAUUAAUUGUUGUAUUUCUUGAGUUUGUGUGAAUAUAAAUUUAGAUCUAUAAUAUGCAGUAUUGUCCUUGCUUCUGGUAUAAUUAAAAAAAAAAAAUGUAGUCAUUUUUUUUGCAAUUUCUAUAUAUUAUGACGUCAUAAUAUCAUACAAUAAUUAUCUCGUAAACAUCAACAUCAGUGCUCUUAUUUAUCUUGAAAAAAAGUAGAAUCUUUGGUUUUGGUGGUGAUUUAAAUGUAUUGUAGGAUAUGCUUAAUUUACCGUUCUAAGUCAUAACGGUAUUGUAUACCAUUAGAUAAGUAAUCGAUAUUCAGAAAAUAAAACUCCAUUCCACGAGUCGAACUAAUGGGGACUAAAAUACUCGCAUCUCAUUGGUCGAUGCGUGUAAGACAAUCCUAAAAAAUGAUUUGGCCAAUGAAGGUCACGCGCAUUGACCAAUGAGCGGAAGAGAGAUUUCGGAUCGUUUCUUGCAAUGGACAUUGAACAUAUUUGUUCUUGAAAUUAAUGUACAUAAAAUAUUCUAAAAGCUUUUAUUGUUUUAAUGUUUUAAAUGUAUUAGAUACUUUAGUAUUUGCGAGGAAACUGAAGACGAUAAUGCAUAAUCAAUUUUCCAACUAGACAUGAAAAGUCAAGUUGAAAAAAUACUAGCCACUAAUAUCUUCAGAUUGAGAAAUUAAUUGUACUAAAUAUCAAUUGUUUAUAUUAUAUUGUGAUUAUCCAUUACAAUUUGUAAAUAUCUUACCGCUAGCAAAUCUUCCAAUUCCUCUAUUCAAAAGAAGCUUUCCUUCUUACACUUACACUAUGCACCUUAUUUGCGGGUGUACAGUGUAUUAAAACUAAUAUGUAUUCGAAUAUCCCAAUAGAAAUAUUUUCAUUAAAUCUUAUAAAUAUUACUUACUUUAUUUAUAUUUAAUAUAUAUCUAUAUGUAAAAAUAUAAUAUUUAUAUAUGUUACAAUAAUAAAUAUUGUAUAGUGGUGAAAUUACUUUUGAUUGGUAGCAUGGUUAAAAGUACUUUUGAUGGAGUUGUAGAAUUGAUGAUCUAUGGUUUUGCACUUUGUUGCUGAAUAAUGAAUUUAUGCUUUGAGUGAUUCAAUGCCAUGCGAUGAGGAAGGGUGUGUGGGAGUCUUGGCUGAGUGCAAUACUACCUAUACGCAAUGUGUUACGCCACGCUUUUGCAUGCAAUAAUCCUUACUCAUUGCAAGGUAAUCACAAAUAAAAACCUAUGUCUUCACUUAACUGUACUUUUAAUAAAUUUAAUAGUAAAUUAUAGUUUUGAUUAGGAAAGACUUUUGACUGUGACAUAGUCAAUGUAUAUAAUCUGUAUUCAAUAUGGAAGCAUUAAACCUGCUUAUUAACUUUCAGAAAUUAAGCAUCAGUUCUGAAAGAAACACUUUAUGUCUGAGAUGUGAUGAUGAUAAUUGUGAUGAAUUCAUAUCGUAGAAAUAAUGAAUCACACAUCAAUGGUAUAGAACAUAUAUUUAAUUAUAAAGGUGCACCCUUGUCCUCUUUGUAAACAUGUGUUAUGUCAACAGUACACAGUACCGUAGGCACAACUAUAUGUGUAUGUAUAAUGAUUUCUUAUUUAAGAAAUGUUUAGAAUUAAUAAAUGAAUAAAUACCCUCAAUUAAGUAUUAACCACUUCAAAACAUUCCAUAGAGUUGUUAUUACAUUUUUGUUUCAUUUCGUAAUUCAAUCUUAAAAAUAUUUUACAAUGAUUGACGAGGAAACAUCUUUGUUAAAGAAAUUUAUAUUUGAUUAUUUAAAAACGUCUAAAUUAUUUCAAAACAUGAUAAAAGUCUCAUAUUAAGUUUGGGCUGAUUAAAUUCGGCAUUCGCAUUAUUUGACAUACGAGCACGCCAAAAAUAAAAAAAAUAAUAAUAAAAAAGUUUUAAACAGUGAAACAGUUUUUAUAUAGUCUGUAAGUGUGUAAUGUAAUUAUUUAUUAUAUCCACUUCAAAAUAACUAAAACUCUUCAUUGUUCAAGCCUUUUUCGCAUAUAAAAAAUAAGUUUAAAAAUUAUAGCCUUUACUAAAAUACUUUCUCAACAAUAACUUCUGAGAAUUCUUAAGUAUAAUAUAUUUAAAUACAUAUGGUACUAUUGGUAAGAUGUAGCGUUUGACUCUCUAUACAUUAAUAUAUUAUCUGUAAUGUAGAUUAUAUUUAACAAAAAAAAAAUGUUCGUGAAUUUUACACACGUACUUGGUACGUCUUUUAUAAUAUUUACUAAUCAUGUAAUAAUUUCCAUCAAUUAAUCUUGAGUAUUAACAAAACGGGUAUAUUUUUGUGUAUGUAUAUAUGUUUUCGUUCUCGGUGCUUGGGGUUUCUCUGACUUGUCUAACAGGAAGUACUGAGAAGCGCUCGCUGUAAAAUAAAGUGUAAUAAUCUAAAUAUAAUAUUCUUAAUAUUGUAUUUUAAAUCGUAAAUUAAUCUAUCGUAAUCGUAUAAUUUGUAAAUCUAAUUUAAAUUUUAUUUAAAUUUGCUCGUACCAAAUUUUUUUACCG